UCAGCCGCUCCAGAUCAGGGGGAGGGGCCAGCUGUGAAUUUGGAGCCUGAUCUAGGUUUGGAUCUGAAUCCGCCAGUGUUGCGGAGCGUUCAGAUGUGGGGAGCUAGUUCCCGCCCGCGCCACAUCACAAUGUGCCACUCCUGCCUCCCCAAUCUCCUCCCUGGCUCUGCACCUCGCCCCCUGCAACUGGAAUGUCAUUAGCGAGCUAGGCCUGACCACCUCCAUCACCUUUGCUGACCCCAUCACUUCCAUAGGGAAUGGCACUGAGGAUGCCAGGGGAACUGGCAUUCUCAGGUUGCCAGGAGCCAUUGUUCUAUUUACCAAGACAGUCCGAUGCCAGGACAGUGCCCCUGAGCUCUGGACAGGGCUAGGGCUGCAUUAAGACACCUGCCGUGCAGCUGCUGUAGAGUCAGCAGGAGACAUUGAGAUGGCUGAAGAAGCCCCCAAGGACCCCUCAAAGCCCAUCGGUGCCUGGGAGGAGACGAAACCUCCCCAAUGGAAGAGUUGGCAAAAGAGCCCACAGCAGAAGCAGGAGCUGUGUGUGCCUCAGCCCUUCCAUGCCGAUUCACCAUCCUAUUGUAAUGCCUGCUUGAUGAGGCUAGACUCAGAGGAGAAAGAGGCUCUGGACUACAUCAACGCCUUUCUCACGAGCAAUGAACAGGACGAGGCCAAGAAACUCAAGUUCUUGGAUUCCAUCAGCACCCUCAGCAACCUGCCUGCUUUUAUGGACAAAGCCCUGCUAGUGGAGAAGAUAAAGGAGCUGAUUGAUCACGAGUCCGUCGACUCCCUGACCGGCGUGAUGCGUCAGCAAGCUAUGCUCGCCAUCAUGAAGCUGAGCAAAAUGAAGCUACCACUGCUGGUCCUGACACAACCCAGCCUGCUCACCACCUGCUUCUCCAGCAUCUUCUCCCUGCCUCCAGCACACACCAUGGAGGAGGUGGAGGCUGCUCUCUACACCAAAACUUUGAAAACCAUGGAUGAGAUGCUGAAGGCCUUGGUGUGCGAGGAUCAGGAGCCCAACCUUCUGGUGCUGCAAAUCAUCUUGAAGGUCCUGCUCCCCUGGACCACAUCCAGGGAGGUACAUGAGCGGCUGAGGGCAGUGGGAAGGAUCAGGUGGCUGAUGGAAUUCCUGGGGUCUCAGUGCAAAUUCCAGGAAGUGGAGGAGUUCAGAGUCCUGGGCCAGCUGGUGGGGUGUCUCACUCUGUGCUGUGUGGAGCAGGAGCAGGAGAUCUGGCAGUCGGCUGUGGAGGGACUUCACCACCUCUUCUCCUUCAUGCAGCUGCUAAAAUCCAAAAUGCUGGUGAAGCACGGUGCAGAGUAUCGGCAGAUCCUCAAGGACAGUCAAACUGAGAGAGCCUUCUGGGUGACCAACAUCAGCAAUAUCACAUCGGCAAUGCUUCUACUAAUGCAGCCCAAUAUACCUGCCUACAUGACACACCGCAAGAUGCACUGGGGCUCAUCCAAACCUGAUCCCAGCUCCUUGUCAGGUUUGCUGGGAGCUUCCUCAGAGAUUAAUGCAAUAAAAGGCAUCAUUGCAUCUGCGUACGAGCACCAGCCCCUGCUGAGCACUAGAGAGUGUAUCCGUGCUGCGCAGUAUUGUGCCCCCGUGCACUGCCACGCUGGCCUCUGCCAUGCAUGACAGCUUCCAAUUGCUGGCUGGGUACUGUGCUGCCCAGGUGCAGUAAGCCAGGCCUGUCCCGGUAGAGUGGGGUUUGCCUGCACUCCUGGCCGGGCCAGUCCUGGCUGCUUGGCCGCU
Messenger RNA from Mauremys reevesii (Reeves's turtle), 1756 nucleotides. RefSeq names its product maestro heat-like repeat family member 5. Gene Ontology annotation, cellular component: cytoplasm. The record is from RefSeq and is a predicted model, not a curated record. Bases 428 to 1639 code for a protein of 403 amino acids. The transcript has 11 exons. NCBI's taxonomy places the organism in Eukaryota, Metazoa, Chordata, Testudines, Geoemydidae.